AUGGAGCGGUACAAGGAACUCAAAGAGCUGGCCAGGAAAAAGGGAGCUGUUCUAAACCAAAGUGCAGAGAAGCUGCACUGGGAGGUAAAAGCCGACUGCGAGAAGCUCCAGUUUGACCUGAGGAGGAAAAGUGAGAUACAGGCAAAUAUUAAACACUCUCAGACUCGGUUGGAAGAUUUCAGCAGAAGGGCAGAGAAGCUGGAGGAAUUUGUCAACACUACUAGGAAAGCUAUUGAGGAGCAGCGGCAGCAGGAGGAGCAGCUGGCAGAGGAGCUGGUGAGGGGCAAGGUGCGAAUGGAGGAGGUGAAUGAGGAGCUUGCCCAGGUGCUGACCAAGCUGCAGAACGCUCGUCUGGACAGCCAAGAGAACCGACGACAGCAGAGACGCGAUGAGGUCCUGGAAAGCCUCAGGAGACUCUAUCCUGAUACAGUGUAUGGCCGUCUAGUGGAUUUGUGCCAGCCCAUCCACAAGAAAUACCAGGUCGCUGUCACCAAGGUGUUUGGCAAGAACAUGAAUGCUAUUGUUGUCACUUCUGCGAAAGUGGCUCAUGACUGCAUCCGAUUUCUGAAAGAAGAAAGAGCUGAACCAGAGACAUUCCUUCCUAUUGACUAUAUAGAUGUGCGGCCUCUGAAUGAGCGUCUGAGGGAAGUGCAGGGAGCCAAGUUGGUGGUGGAUGUGGUUCAGUGCGCUCAAAAUGCUCCUCAGCUUAAGAGGGUGAUCCAAUAUGUGUGUGGGAACUCCUUGGUUUGCGAGACUCUGAAAGAUGCCCGUCGCAUUGCCUUUGACGGCCCUGAGCGCCUUCAGACGGUGGCUCUUGAUGGCACCUUGUUUCGCAAGUCUGGGGUGAUUUCAGGAGGCUCCUUGGACCUGCGCAGUAAAGCUCGACGCUGGGAGGAGAAGGAUAUGAACAAACUGAAGGAGGAGAAGGAUCAGUUGUCGUCCGAGUUGCGUGCCCUGAUGAAGCUGAAGCGUAAGGAAGUGGAUCUAAAACAGAUCAGGGCUCAGUCUCAGGGAAACCAGACUCGCCUCAAAUACUCCAACUCAGAACUGGACUCCAUACGCAAGAAGAGCAUCCCAGCUUGUCAGGCUGAGAUUUCCAAACUCAGAAGUGAGCUCUCCAACCUCGAGGCCCAGAUUGAGAUACAGACUGAGAGUGUAGAACUAAAGGAUAAUGAGAUGAAGGCCGUCAGAGACAAAAUUAAUCAGUUGGAGGAUGUUGUGUUUGCGGACUUCUGCGCAGAGAUUGGUGUGGCCAACAUCCGUGAGUAUGAGCAGGAUUAUCUCCGAAUGCAGCAGGAGCUCGAGAAGAAGCGCCUGCAGUUUGAGUCCCAGCAUACCCGUCUAAGUAUCCAGAUAGAGUACGAACAGGCUCAGCUGGAGAAACUUGUCAAACAGAUGAAGAAGAUAAAAGAGACCAUAGGAAAAGAGGAGGACGUUGUUAUCAGUUUGAAAGAGGUGGAAGACAGACUUUUGAUAGCUGUGGAGGAGACGCAAUCAAAUCUCAUCGAGCUGAACAACCAGCUGUCCGAAAAGACAACUUUAGUUAAAGAUGCCAAGACAGAGCUUGACAAGACUCUUAAAGGCCUCCAGGAGAAAUCCAAGGUGCUGGUGAAGAUUCAGAAGGAAACAAUCUGCUCUGAGGCGGCUCUGGAACAGCUGAGACUGAGCAAACACAACCUGCUGCUGGUCUGUAAGAUAGACGGCCUCCCGUUGACACUGAUCUCUGGAGCACUAGAUGAUAUCAGUGACAUACAGCUGGACUCGGAGUCUCAGAGCAUCAGCACUCUGGACAUUUAUGAACGAGAGGCGCAGAUGGUGUUUGAUUAUUCAACACUGGACAGUGGCCUUAAGGCCAUCACUGAAGAGAGUGAAGUGGAAGCUGAGUUGGAGAAACUCAAAGAGGGCGUCUCCUCUUUGGAGUCCAUGAUCAUGAUGUCCAGAGCUCCCAACCUGAAAGCUCUAGAGAAGAUCAGAGAGGUGAAGGACAGCUUUCGGGAAGUCAUGGAUGCAUUUGAGACCAGCACACACACCACUAAGAAAUGCAGUCAGGAGUUUGAGCAAGUGAAGUCCAAACGCUUCCAUCUCUUCAGCCAGUGCUUUGAACACAUGUCUGUUGUCAUCGACCAGAUCUACAAGAAACUCUGCAGGAACACCAGCGCUCAGGCUAUUCUAAGUGCUGAGAAUCCAAAUGAGCCCUACCUGGAUGGCAUCAACUAUAACUGUGUGGCUCCUGGGAAACGUUUCAUGGCCAUGGACAACCUGUCAGGAGGAGAGAAGGCCAUCGCCGCUCUCGCUUUGGUCUUUGCCAUUCACAGCUUUCGUCCUGCCCCGUUUUUUGUGCUGGAUGAGGUGGAUGCCGCCCUGGACAACACAAAUAUUGGCAAGGUUACAGGAUUUUUCCGGAUGAUGUCCAGAGAGAGCUGCCAGAUCAUUGUGAUCUCCCUGAAGGAGGAGUUCUACUCGCGGGCUGACGCUCUUCUUGGAGUCUAUUCAAUGUUUGAUGAGUGCAUGUUUAGCCGCCUGCUCACCCUGGACCUCACACCAUACCCACUCAAUGAGGAGAACGCCACAGACAGAGAGAAGGACAAAUAAUGGGUG
Molecule: messenger RNA, 2598 nt
Organism: Sinocyclocheilus grahami
Lineage: Eukaryota; Metazoa; Chordata; Actinopteri; Cypriniformes; Cyprinidae
Gene: smc1b
Product: structural maintenance of chromosomes 1B
Exons: 19
Coding region: 1-2592 (863 amino acids)
Biological process (GO): sister chromatid cohesion
Cellular component (GO): chromosome; nucleus; meiotic cohesin complex
Molecular function (GO): protein binding; ATP binding; DNA binding
Source: RefSeq, a predicted model, not a curated record